Messenger RNA from Paramecium octaurelia, 1839 nucleotides. The record is from the annotation of a GenBank genome assembly. NCBI's taxonomy places the organism in Eukaryota, Ciliophora, Oligohymenophorea, Peniculida, Parameciidae.
AUGCAAUAAAUUCCUAGAAUUCAAAUUAGUCAUUUUAGUUAUUUACAAUCUGAUUUAAUUGGUUCGGGCUACAAGAGUCAAGUUUACAAAGGAGUGAAUGAUUUGAAUGGAGAUUAGGUAGCAAUAAAGGUAAUUAAUUGACUAAACCAAAGGUGUGCAAUAUGAAAUAACUAACAAAUGAAGUUGAGUUGAUGUUGCUCAAUCAAGAAAUCCAAGCUUUGGGAUUGUUGGAUUCUCCCAACAUCGUUAAAAUGUAUCAAUGCAUUCGUUCGCAAUCAAACACCUACAUAAUAACUGAGUAUUGCAAUCAAGGUAUGAGAACCUAUUUAUAUUUUAAACAGGAGAUCUGGCCUAAUUGAUAGAGAAGAAAAAUCAUCUGCAAGAGAAUGAGGCCACCCAAUUAUUCAAACAAAUUAUCACCGGUUUUUUGGAACAAACCAGAAAAGGUAUAAUUCAUAGAGAUAUCAAACCCUCAAACAUUUUGUUAAGCAAUGGCAUACCAAAAAUAGCAGACUAUGGGUUUUCUAAAAUGAUGGGUGUUCAAGAGAAAGUGUAUUACAAUGUUGGUACAACACUAUAUAUGAGCCCAUAGGCUUUGAUGGAUAAUUAAUACUCCGAAAAAAGUGACAUUUGGAGCAUUGGCAUUAUGUUUUAUUAAACUCUCUGCGGUAUGAUGUUGGUUUAAUUAAAAAGGUUGCACUCCCUGGGUAGCCGAAACAGAGAAAGAAUUUAUUAAAUUAAUUACGACCACUCCCAUUCAAUUUCCAAAAAAGAUUCUAUUGUCACUCCAUGCCAAAGAUUUCAUCAUCAAGUGUUUGCAAGUAGACAUGAACAAAAGAUUCUCAGCAAAUCAAUUGCUCGAUCACCCUUUAUUUAAUGAAAAACCUAGAUUGCUAUAAAUUAGUGGAUCCUUCCACAUCACAAGAGGACAAACUCAAUACUAAUAAUAACAAAAGGACAAUGAAUGGAAGCGAAGGCUCAGUCCUAGAGAAGUAAUCGACAGGAAUUACAGCAACAAUUAUUUCAAUCAUCCUCCAAAGCCCUAAUUUUCCAUUCAAAAUCCAACUAAAGACUUUCUCCAAAAUGAUUUAAUACUAUAGAACAUUUUUUAUUUACUAAAACUCAUUCUCAGAGUAGCCAAAUUGAUAGAUCACUUUGAUUUCUUUAAUUAGAAUUGUUUGUAAGAGAAAAUACUCUACUUUAUGAUCAAACAUGCCCUAUUUAAGACAAAGCAAUUUAAGUUAAUGAUGGAAUCAAAUGUCAACACCUUAGGAUUAGUCAACUUCCAUCAAUAUACCCUAAACACUGAUCUCAAAAAAUAAUACAGUACUGAAAUCAAUGAGUUUUAACAUAACUUUACAAGAUCUUUUGAAAGAUUGGUAAAAAUACCCCAUUUAUCAUUAGUGGAUAAGAGUUCAAGAUAAUCAAAAUAUAUACAAGAUCCUUAUUCAAGAUUAAAAAUUUGCAGCAGCUUUCGAUAAAAGUGAUUUAGAAGUACUUACUCAUUAUGUUUUGAUGUUGCCAGUAUUAAAAUAAGCCAUUUAUGAACUUAGGACAGUUUUGUCAAUCAAAUUAAAUCUGUAUACUGAUUUCUAGGUAUCCAUCAUAUUUAAUAUGUAGAUUCCUGAACCUAGAGAAGAAGCUGCCAUCAUAUUAUUAGAUUACCUUGUGCUUUAUAGUUAGAUUUGCAAUAACAUCGCUUAGAAUUAGGACAACUUCACAUAUCGAAUUACUUAGUUUUAAUUGAAAAAAGUGGUCGAAACUAAACCGAUUAAUAAUAACAAAUGUAAAUACAGAGAUAUUUGCAAAUAGAUUGGAAAUUUACAAUUAAUGCUGUGA